CAUAGCAGGCAUAGAGGAAUCUGGGUGGGCUCGUGAGUGAAAGAAGCCGCGUGGCCGAGAGGCGAGUGCACACGCUCAAGCGCGCCAGAGCCGACGCUCAAGAAGCUCUUGUCCCUAGUGGCGGCCGAGCGCUGUACCUUUAGGAAGUGGAAAGAAAGCGAUGUGGAACAGCGACGAGAGAGCGAGAGAAUGAAUGAAGCCAGAGGGUGAUAGAAGAACUUGUAUUCAUGGCACUCUGCACGGGAAGAGGGUUCUUGUCGUGCGGAAUUCCAAGAACCCGACCUCUGCUUUGGAGCCAACGACAGGGUGGUGCAGUUUCUCCUACACUCCGCCCAAAUUUGCGCAAGAUGGAAAUGGCAUCGGCAAGCUUGAAUGAAGGUGGACAGGAGGCGGGACGAGAACCAGCUGAAAUGCUUUCAAAACUAAAUAUUGCAUCCAGUGGUGUUUUGCCCCGAACGGAACUCUACCCCGUGAUUGAACCUCAUCGAUCUGGACAUUUGAAAGUGUCAGAUCUUCAUUCUUUGUACUGGGAGGAAAGUGGCAAUGCUGAUGGAGAGCCCGUGGUGUUUCUGCAUGGUGGACCUGGUGCUGGAACAAGUGGUAGCAAUCGAAGAUUUUUCGAUCCUGAGUGGUAUCGUAUCAUUCUCUUUGACCAGAGGGGUGCAGGAAAGAGUACCCCCCAUGCAUGUGUUGAAGAGAACACCACUUGGGACCUCGUGAACGACAUUGAAAAGAUUCGAGAGCAUCUUGGCGUUGAGAAGUGGAAGGUGUUCGGGGGUUCAUGGGGAAGUACAUUGGCACUGACGUAUGCUCAGACACAUCCAGAUAAAGUAACUGGGAUUGUAUUGCGUGGCAUAUUCCUAUUAAGGAAGAAAGAAAUCGAUUGGUUUUACCAGUCUGGUUGCUCAGCAAUUUUUCCAGAUGCUUGGGAAUCCUAUCGAGACCACAUCUCUGAAGACGAGCGCGAUGACUUUUUGACUGCUUACAACAAACGAUUAUUCAGUAGUGAUGUGGAAGUCCAGUUAGCAGCUGCAAAGGCUUGGACAAAUUGGGAGAUGGCGACCUCAUACCUUGUCCCCAACGAAGAUUCCUUGAAGCGGGGUGAAAAUGAGAAAUUCGCUUUGGCAUUUGCUCGGGUGGAGAACCAUUACUUCUCAAAUAAAGGUUUCUUUCCAGAGGACUCGUUCAUUUUGAACAAUAUGAGUAAAAUCAAGCAUAUCCCUGGUGUUAUCGUUCAGGGACGGUAUGAUGUUGUGUGUCCGAUGAUGUCGGCAUGGGAUCUUCACAAGGCCUGGCCAGAGGCAUUAUUCAAGGUUGUCAAGACCGCUGGACACUCGGCUAAUGAGAAAGGAAUAUCUGCCGAGCUGGUGGCUGCUACGGAACAUAUGAAGUUUCUGUCACAGAAGAAAUCUACUUCAUGAUUUCUGAUUUUCUGUGACCCUCUGUAGCUUCAUACUUGUCUAUCAUGUGAUGUACAUUUCUGUGCUCCACAUGCGUACUUUUAUUUUACUUUCCGUUAAGAAGUUCUCCAUGUUUUGGUUUGUUUCCGUAAUCCGAAGUGUAAGGAAACAUUUUGGAGCUAGAUGGGAGGUGGUUAUAUGAUCAUGUUGGUUGGCGGCUUAAAUUUGAAAUAAACGUCGGUGAGUAUUUCAAUUGCUGCAGUUUGUAGCUCCAAUAACUAUCACGUAUCUCUUUGAAUAAAGGUCGUGGG
Molecule: messenger RNA, 1711 nt
Organism: Marchantia polymorpha subsp. ruderalis
Lineage: Eukaryota; Viridiplantae; Streptophyta; Marchantiopsida; Marchantiales; Marchantiaceae
Source: the annotation of a GenBank genome assembly